AUGUCGCAGCCACCCACGCUCACACCAAAUCUCAAGCGCGCACGCUCAUCCUCCCAGCUGUCCUCCCCGGACUCCACCUCCUCCCCAAAAAGAGCAGCCAGCGAAGACCCCUCAGAGCCAACCAGAUUCCUCACUGCCGACUCCAACAUGAUACCAGGAUCUAGUCCUCUCAGGCUUGAUACCGCGGACGAAGAGAGCACAAAGAGCUGGGUGGAGCAGACCGGCCAAGUGCGGCUUGAUUCCGAAGGCGACGCGGAAGGAGACGGAGAUGAGACCAUGAUCGCAGAGUCGCAGGAACCGUUGCCGGUGGUGUCCCAGAGCGAAUGGAAGCAAAGAGUGAACGAUGUACUCGAAAACCUUCCACCUCCUUUUAAACACUAUGAGCGAUACUAUAUCCUCCCCCAACCUAUUCUCAACAAGCUCCAGCAAUUGGCUUUUGGCGAACCAUCCGAUGCGACUCUCUCGCCGGACGAGCUGCUCGAAGCAAUGCAAAAGCUUGUCCCAGACCAGUCCGCCGAGUCGUUCUGGGUCAUCCGCUCCGAGCGUGGGGCGGAAGGCGCCAAACUCAUCGGAAAGGGUGAACAGGAGGAUGUAUGGGCGUUGGGAGAUGCCGAGGAGAAUGUGGACUACGUCUUUAUCCCUGAGGCCACCUGGCUGAAGGUCGUGGAAUGGUUUGGCCCCUACCAGGGGCCGUCUUUACCGCGUUACUGCGUUCCGCCCGAUAAUAUCGAAGUUCAACCUGCCACAAUCCGUCUCUUCAUCAUCUUUCCCGAAUCCACUACCUCACCUACUUCCGAUGAGGCCUCGCAGACUAUCCUCAUGUGCCCAAGCACCACCCCAAUCAAGGUUUUCGAGAGCUUUGCUGAUCACGUGGCCACCCAAAAACUCGGCGAGAGUCGGUUCAUUGGUCAAUGGGGCAGCAGGCUGUGGAAAGUCGAAAAGUCGAGCGACAACGACGAGACGCUGCUCAAAGCUGGCUCUCUGGAGAUCACACCCAAGACGCUGAUCGCCGCCAAGGGUGAAUUGAUUGACACUUCGGCUGCAGAAGCCGAUCUCGCUGAAACCGUGCUGGGUAUCUCAAAGUCGCAAAUCAUUGCUAUCGAGUUCGGCAAGGUUGCGGAGGGGUCGACUGCGCCGACUUGGAGUGUUGAUGUCGGUACGGAAAAGCAGGCUGUAGAGAAAAGCUCAAAGCCCGCGCCCCUCUUUUCCAAACCUGCCAUGUUUGCGGGCACUUCCUCUGCUGCCACUGCUGGCGUAGAAACAAGAAGCCAGACGAAGCCCAAGGCGGGCAAGGGUUUAGUUGGGCUGCAAAACCUGGGUAACACUUGCUUCAUGAACAGUGCUGUGCAAUGUCUGAGCAAUACCCCAGAGCUUUCGCAGUAUUUCCUUGCUGGCGUCUACAACAGUGAACUCAACCGUGACAAUCCUCUUGGUAUGUCUGGGCAGAUCGCCGAAGCCUUUGGCCAAGUCAUCGAGAAUCUCUGGGCAGCUCAGUCCAACUCGUACGCUUCAUAUUCUCCCAGGCAGCUCAAAUGGACUACUGCCAAGUUUGCCUCUCAAUUCGCGGGCUACGGCCAGCACGACACUCAAGAGUUCAUCGCAUUCUUGCUGGAUGGCUUGCACGAAGAUUUGAACAGGAUCAUCAAGAAACCGUAUAUUGAAAAGCCGGACUGGGUCCCUGGGGGUGGAAACAAAGAGCUGGCCUCACUAGGCAAAGAUUGCUGGGAGGGUUAUAAGAAGAGGAACGACUCGGUGAUUGUGGAUCUAUUCCAGGGUCAGCUGAAGAGUACCUUGGUUUGUCCGGAAUGUACAAAGGAAUCCAUCACGUUCGACCCCUUCAUGUACCUGACUGUACCUUUACCUGUCGCCCAGCAUAGGCAGUUCAAGGGUAUAUUUGUCCCUCGAGACACUGAAAAAGGCCCAACCCCUUUCCAACUACUGAUUCCCCAAAACGCCGCCUUCUCGCAAAUCAAAGACAAGCUUGGCGCGCUCUUUGGCUGCAAGGCCAACAAUAUCAUUGGACUCGAUCUCUGGAAGAACAGGCCUUACGCCUGGUGGCGCGACCCUGAUCACAACGGCGAGUGCAAAAACAACGAUAUUGCAGUCUUUUACGAGUUUGAACCGACCGUCAACGUUGUGGCCACUCGCAAGGCCGUUGGUACUACCCCUGCAGACGCGUCCGGCUCUUUCACCGUUCCAGUCUACACAUUCAAAACCAUCGAGAACGCCCGAGGCGGGUAUCGUAUUGGAGACUCGCCAUCAGACACACACAUGACCCCGUUCUUUAUUACCUUGUCGAAGGCCGAUGCUGCAGACCCGGUCAAGGUACGGGAGGCGAUCAUGAGGGGAUACAACAGAUUUAUGCGAGAGAACAAGAAGGGGGAAAUUUACGUGGUCGCCUCCAGCGCCCAGGCGCGAGCUGCUUCGCCCGAGGACGAAGAUGGUCCCGUCACCGAGAUACACAUGAACGGCGAUCAAGCAACCAUCGUCGAGGUGCCCACGACUCAGAAUGCUGAGCAGGACACUCCUGUCAAGAUUGUUGAGGUACCAGCCGAAGACGGCGAUCUUUUGGAGGUCGAUCCCGCUACUGCGCCGAUCUCUGGCAACGUCACAGGUCUUCACAUGAACGGCUCGUCUACUUCUCUCGCCUCUUUAACAUCCGCCCGAUCAGCCGCUGCGUCCGUUUCAAGUACCGCGGGCAAACUUGUUCCCCGCGCCGACUUGUUCAAAGUCUACGUCGCAGACCCAGCUGGAGACCUGUCCUACAGCAACUUCCGCAACUCUUUGGCAAAGCCAAAGCAGGAAGUUGCUGGUCUGUACGACCAAGAGAUUUCUGCUGCUUGCAAGAAUUGGUCUCUACUUGAGAGCAGGAAGAAAAAGUCCAAAAGACAUAUGGUGACCCGUCUCGCAACGGGCUUCUCAGCCAUGAUCGGGGGCUCCAACACUUCCAACACCUCGGCUGCGGGCUCCGAAGACGAGGCUAUCGAUGGCUCCACCGACCCCAAACUUUCACCUGCUAAAGCUGCCAAGCUCAAGCUCAAGGAAGAAAAGGCAAAGCUGGUCGUUCGGCCCGGGGAAGGUAUCUUUUGUGAAUGGUCCCCGCGCGACUUUGCCGAGUGGCUUGACCAUGACGUAGUGGAGGACAAGUUUGUCGACCCUGCUAUCGGAAGGGAACUGGCAAAGAAGAAUGCGGGCAAGGAGAUCAGUAUCGAGGACUGUCUAGACGAGUUUUCAAAGGAGGAAACACUAGGAGAUGACGACCUUUGGUAUUGCCCUGUCUGUAAGAAACACCAGGCGGCCACGAAAAAGCUCGAGAUUCACAAAGCUCCCGACAUUCUUGUCAUUUGCAUCAAGCGUUUCGGCUCUUCGCGUCGUAUGAACGAUAAACUUGACAACUUGGUCAAGUUCCCCAUUGAUGGCCUCAAUCUCGAAGAUCGAAUUGGCGAGCGACAGCUGGCCAAAACUUUAAAGGUCGAUGGUCAAAAUGUCACAGAGUACGGAAUCGAGGAAAGUGACGAAGCUCUGCUCUAUGACCUUUACGCUGUCGAUAAUCACUUUGGCGGGAUGGGCGGUGGUCAUUACACUGCUUUCUGCAGAAAUCGAGUGGAUGGCGAGUGGUACAACUAUGAUGAUUCUCGAGUCUCCAAGACCGAUGCCUCGGCUGUACAGAGUCGAGCGGCCUACUUGCUCUUCUAUCGCAGAAGAACGACUCGUCCUAUCGGUGGCAUCUCUCGAAUCAAGGCCGAAGAAGCUAUCCGCAAAGAGGCCGAAGAUGCUCCCGAGCCCGAAGCCGGGCCCUCUGGACCUACCAUGCACAUGCCCGGCUACCGUCCUCUUAAUCCCGACGCCGCCAUCGACGAAGAGCUCCCUUCCUAUUCGAGUGCCCCCCUAGACACAUCUCGCGACGUAGACUCUAGCGAGGACGAAGCCGAGCCUUCUCUCUCUCGCGCCAGCACCCGAGCUGCCGCCGGGCUGCCUGAUAUGGAUGCUGGCAACUACUCUUCGUUCAACACCAGUCAGCUCGGGUUCGGUAACAGUGUAGCUUGGGGCGGAAGCAACGGGUCCAAUGGAGCCUCGCAGUACUCUAACAAUGUCGGGUUCUUUGAUGGGAUCGCGGGUACGCAAUAUCCGGCACCAGCUGGGACCGAGCUGCCAUACCUUUCCGACACUUACGCUUCUGGGCCUUCCACGACUCCCACGGGAGACGAGACACUGGAUAGCGUAAUGUCGGAUGCUGGAGCAGUCGGAGAGGAAGGAGUCUCGAGCACGCAUGCCAGCACCCUGGCUGGUGACGAGCAGAUGGUGGAUCAGGAAAUGGAUAUCGCUGAGAAUGUUUCCGCUUCCGAGAUUCCUACGGACAGGAAGGCGAAAGUAGACUAG
Cryptococcus wingfieldii CBS 7118 is the source of this 4380-nucleotide messenger RNA. RefSeq names its product ubiquitin carboxyl-terminal hydrolase 4/11/15. Gene Ontology annotation, biological process: protein deubiquitination. Gene Ontology annotation, molecular function: cysteine-type deubiquitinase activity. The transcript has 7 exons. The coding region runs from base 1 to 4380 and encodes 1459 amino acids. Lineage: Eukaryota; Fungi; Basidiomycota; Tremellomycetes; Tremellales; Cryptococcaceae. The record is from RefSeq and is a predicted model, not a curated record.